Homalodisca vitripennis (glassy-winged sharpshooter) is the source of this 1815-nucleotide messenger RNA. RefSeq names its product 4-coumarate--CoA ligase 1-like. The transcript has 9 exons. Gene Ontology annotation, molecular function: long-chain fatty acid-CoA ligase activity. Gene Ontology annotation, biological process: long-chain fatty acid metabolic process; fatty-acyl-CoA biosynthetic process. The coding region runs from base 103 to 1665 and encodes 520 amino acids. Lineage: Eukaryota; Metazoa; Arthropoda; Insecta; Hemiptera; Cicadellidae. The record is from RefSeq and is a predicted model, not a curated record.
UUGUUCUAUUUAUUUUGACAGAUUCUGUUCAUUCUUGAAGGAACACCAUGGACACCUUUGAAACCCAUCAAAUCUUCAUUUGUUUCAUAUUUAUUUAAAAACAUGAAAAAAAUCAACCCAGACCAGAUAGCUCUGAUGGAGAUAGAGACUGGGAGAUCUCUAACUUACGGGGAGUUAAUACACAAUGCUCAGUCUCUGGCAUGUGGUCUGCGCUGGAUAGGUAUCUUACCAGGUCAAGUCGUAGCAGUGGUCAGCUACAAUAGUCUGGAGGCUCAGACGAUGAUAUUGGCAUCAUUGCUUGUUGGAUCAAUUGCUGCUCUUAUGGAUGUAACUCUCAAUGCUGUGGACCUAUCAACUCAACUUCGUAUAAUCACUCCACAUUUGCUGUUUAGUGAAGGUGGCAAGACAUUGUCUAAAGUAGAGAUUGCCAUGAAGUACAUGAUGACAACCAAACUACCCCAAAUUGUAGUCAAUUCUCUGCACAAUAAGUCUAAGAAAUACUUUGCCAUAAACCAGCUGAUGAGAGAAGUGGAACUUAACUUCAAGCCAGAAUUCCGUAAGGCUAAUCCUCUUAAUCCUCUCUUCAUCCUCUUUUCAAGUGGAACUACUGGAUCAGCAAAGGGAGUUUUGAUAUCAGAGCGGUUCUUUAUGAAUAACAGGUUUUUCUUCGAGUCACCAUACACAGUUGGAAUGUCUCACAUUUUAUUGACUUCUACCCCUCUGUUCUGGAUUAGUACAUUAGCCAGUUUAGUCUUGCAGUUUACCAAAGGACUGAAAACUAUAUUCUUACGGGGUUCACAUUCAGAGGCUGUACUCAUCAGUGCUCUACAUAAAUAUAAGGUGUCUAUCUGGAUGACUGGGCCUGCUUCUCUCAUGGAUCUGUGGAACUGGCCAGUUAGACCUCACUACAAACACCUCAAAGUCAUCUUAGUAUCUGGAAUGAAUUUUCCAGUAGAACAUUUUAUUAAAGUUCGAGACGAACUUUUCAAAGGAAAAGUCCAUGUUUGCGAAAUUUAUGGUUUGACAGAAACGGGAGUAUUAACCAGAAGUACUCCUCGAUUAAACAAACUUGGAUCUGUUGGUGAAAUAGUCAGCAACACUAAAAUGAAGGUAGUGGAAGAGGGUACUGGCUUCACUCUAGGGGCUUACCAAGAAGGGGAGCUCUGCUUCAAGUCCCAGUCUUUGAUGUUGGGUUACUACAAAAACCCGGAGGCCACUCAGCUGAUGUUUGACAGUGAGGGAUUCUUUCAGACAGGAGACCUGGGAUACUAUGACAGUCAAGGGUUUGUUUUCAUCACUGGCCGCAAGAAGGAUAUUAUUAAGUGGAGGUCAUACCAGAUCUCAUCAUCUGAAGUAGAAGCACAACUGAUAACACUGCCUGAGGUGAGGGAAGUGGUAGUAUUCGGCAUCUAUGAUGACAAAGACGGAGAACAUGUGACUGCAGCUGUCAUUCUCCAUCCUGAAUUUAAAGAUAUUACUCCACGGGAACUGGAAAAACAAGCUAAUUAUCACUUAUCUCACUCCAGGAAAAUACGAGGAGGUAUUCACUUCUUUGACACAUUCCCCUGCACUGCUAGUGGCAAGCCUAUCAAACUGCUCAUAGCUAAGGAAGUUCUUGAUCGUCUCCAUAUGAGGGAGAUGGAGUGCUUUGACCGUUGCUUCUAAAGAUUCUCAAUACAUCAAUUUUAAAAAGAAAAUAUUUUACAGUUAUAUGCAAGUUUUAUUACCCUUAUCAAUAGUUUAUAUUCCAUCAUAAAUGUGUUUUUAAAUAUUUGUUGUUUUGAAAAUUAAAAAUUUUGUUCUUUGUAUGUAUAA